ACCUCGGCGGACGGCGGCUAAACGGCCGGCUGGCGCGCUUGCGCACUGUGGGCGGGUUUGACGCGCCGUCCGAGGCCGAGAUGCGGCAGAUCGUCCCCCGCCAGUCCGCAGUCGCCAGCUACCAACAAACAGCAUGCGCGCGGCUACGCAGGUCGGCCUCCUUUUGGUGGUGGCCCUAGCACUGGCUGCCGCCAGUGACGAAGACACGACGCCGCUAGACUCCUCCACUGGGUCACCAACCAACUCUGUCGACGAGGAAUCUUCUAGCAGCGAAAAUGCUGCUGUGCUCUCAGGUGGCCAGCGCCGCGGCCGCGUCACUUGCUACUUCGAGAGCUGGGCUGUGUACCGGAAGAGGUUACGGUAUGGCAUCGAGGACAUUCCAGGAGAUAUGUGUACACACAUCAUCUAUUCAUUCGUCGGGCUCAACAACGUCACGUGGGAGCUACAAGUACGCGACGAGAAGCUGGACGUGCAAGAUGGUGGCUUUGAGAACUUCACGGCGCUGAAGCAGGAGUUUCCCGGCGUGCGGCUGCAGGUGGCGCUGGGCGGUUGGGCCGAGGGCGGCCACAACUACUCGGCCAUGGUCGGCGACCCCGCCAGGAGGGCCAGCCUCGUGCGCAGCGCCGUCGCUUUCCUGCACAGGUACGGCUUCGACGGCUUCGACGUGGACUGGGAGUACCCGGGCAAUGCGCCACGAGGAGGAGUGCCAGAGGACAAAGACGACUUCCUGUGCUUCAUGCAGGAGCUGCGGGCCGCCUUCGACGCGGAGGGUCUGGGCUGGGAGCUGACCAUGGCGGUGCCACUCACAGAGGACAAACUCCGCGAUGGCUUCCACGUGCUGCAGCUCUGCAGCAUUGUGGACGCAGUCCACGUCAUGGCUUACGACUUACGUGGGGAGUGGAACCACUUUGCUGACGUCCACAGUCCUCUUUAUCGGAGGCCCCACGACACGGGAGCUUACGCCAAAAAAAACACGCACGAUGGCUUACUUCUGUGGGAGCAACUGGGCUGCCCUGCAGACAAGCUGGUUGUUGGGGUGCCAUUCUACGGCCACGCCUACAAACUGUGUGCCAACGUCACCGACUACUCUCCCGGCGCUUGCAUCGUUCCGUGCACCAGAAAUGACGUCUGUGGAAUGAGCUAUUACCAGAUAUGUAAUGAAAUUCAGAAUGUUGGGGAAUGGACUGUGAAAUGGGACAAAUAUGGCAUGGUUCCAUAUGCUUACAAAGGAAGAACAUGGGUAGGCUAUGAGAAUCCCCACAGCCUUCAAAUAAAGAUGAACUUCAUAAAACAUAAAGGCUAUGCAGGUGCUAUGAUGUGGGCUAUAGAUAAAGAUGAUUUUCAAGGGCUAUGUGGUGAACCAAAUCCUCUUCUUAGUGUUCUCCAUAACAACAUGAAGGAAUAUGUGGUUCCAGAAUCAAAGAAAACAAAUGCUAUGGAAUCUGACAUGGUGCUGGAUCUCAACUGCAAAAGGAUACGACAGCAGCCAAAACUUUCACAGAAAGGUUCACCUGAGGUUUCUGAAAGCACUGCGAAUGAAACUCAGGAAGCACUCAGUUUUAAUGCCACAACGGAACGUAAUGAAGAAGUAAACUUGUCCACUACAGCAUAAAAUAGCACGUGUAGUUUCAAAAAACAUGUGCCAACAAAAAAUAUUUACUUAGAAACAGUUUAGCAAUGAUAUCUCUCAAUGAAACUAGACAAUGAUAGCUGAUAAAAAAGUUCUGUUGCCAGUUCUGAAAAAUGUGAAUCAAAUUAAACUUCUAAUUUCACUGUAUUUCAGUGCUUUAAAAUGUCAAUAAAUGAACAUUGUUUCAGUAUAAUGUAUAUAUUAUAAGGACAAUAGCCAUAGUUUUGAGUAUGCAUGUGCAUGUUACGUAAGCCAAAACCAAACAUUUAAAUCAGAUUAUAAAUUAUGAGUAAUUCAGUCCAUUUCACUCACAUUUUAUAAAAUGGAACAAUUCUGAAACAAUGAAAUCAUAUUGAGGUACUUGGUGGAAUCACACUCUUAGAUUUAUAUUUUUUCCCUAUUAUCCUUCAUAUGAGUGUCAAGUUGACACCUUCAUUACAUAUAUAAUUGAUCCUUCUCCUCCAUGUUACCACAAUCACAACAGCCCAAUAAAAAUUUGAUUAAUGAGAAAAACGAGUCAAAUGCUGGUGUAAUCACUGCACAUGUUUGAAGUAGAAUCAAUAACUCUGAUGUGACACAAACACUAAUUACAAAGGUAUCAUCUCAUAUCAGCUAGUUAAUACUAGGGUAGUGUUGUGUACAUGUUGCAAGGCACUUCUUACUGAAACAUAUGGAACUGUAUAGCACAGGUCUUAACAAAGUACUCUAUUGAGGGAUGAAAUGAAGUUCUUCUUAACCCCAUGGAAGACUGGAUACAUAGUCAGAACAGUUCUACUGUCUGUCAACUCUAAGUUUCAACAACGAAAAUUCACGAUUUUUCAGUGCAGGUCAGGAGGUGUUGAGAUCACAGUGUAAUCACUGUUAUCACAUUAAGAGCAACUCUAAGUAUAACUGAUCUGGGAAAAAAGAAGAGAAUGUAUUUUAAUGAUAAUGCCUUAUUCUUCUCAAAGUGUAUUAACAAUGUAUAAAAAGUAUAUAAUAAAAUAGUAUCUCGUA
Schistocerca piceifrons (Central American locust) is the source of this 2626-nucleotide messenger RNA. Its product is annotated as endochitinase-like. NCBI's taxonomy places the organism in Eukaryota, Metazoa, Arthropoda, Insecta, Orthoptera, Acrididae. Gene Ontology annotation, molecular function: chitinase activity; chitin binding. The coding region runs from base 134 to 1612 and encodes 492 amino acids. The record is from RefSeq and is a predicted model, not a curated record. The transcript has 10 exons. Gene Ontology annotation, biological process: carbohydrate metabolic process; chitin catabolic process. Gene Ontology annotation, cellular component: extracellular region.